Messenger RNA from Pseudophryne corroboree (corroboree frog), 293 nucleotides. RefSeq lists its product as uncharacterized. The transcript is spliced from 2 exons. The coding region runs from base 108 to 293 and encodes 61 amino acids. NCBI's taxonomy places the organism in Eukaryota, Metazoa, Chordata, Amphibia, Anura, Myobatrachidae. The record is from RefSeq and is a predicted model, not a curated record.
GGACAAGGUGACCGGAGCAAUGUCUCUGCUUCCGGCCCUGAGUUUCUUCCUGUGGCAGUAGACGAGGACUGCUGCCUGCUGUGGCUGCUCCAGAUUGAUGCAAAGUAAUGGGACUAAAGUCAGUAUGGAAGAACUACAAAGUUUUGAUUGUUAUGGGAACAGGUCUUGGAAUUACUCAUUGGGGCUGGUAUAACAUGCAAUCAAACCCAGUCUUUCAUCCAGAGGGCGAAGGUCGAUUGCCAUACGUUGUUCGGUAUCUUACCGGCAAAGAAACUGACACCAAGGCCAAAUAG